AUGCCUUCGCACUUUACUUCGACCUUCACAGCUCUUACACGCAGCUUCCUGCCCGCCGCCGCCGCGCGCAGACCUUGGACAACCAGUUCCCCGCACCGCUUCACCUCGCUCCCUGCGUCCCGACCACAGUUCAAGAUCUCGGUACAGACGAUACGCAGGAUGUCAUCCUCCGUCGCUGCCAUGGGCAAACGCCUGUCGGGCAAGACCAUCCUCGUCACGGGCGCCUCGUCCGGCAUCGGCCGCAGCGUCGCGCAGGAGUUCGCCCGGACGUCGCCGCAGAACCUCAAGAUCAUCAUCACCGCCCGCCGGGUCGAGACGCUCAAGCAAGUCGCCGCGGACAUCAACAAGGAAGUCGGCGACGGCGUCAAGGUCUUGCCUGUCAAGUUGGACAUUUCAAACCCGGCCGAGGUCGGCAGCUUUGUGGGAAACCUGCCCGAGGAGUUUAGGGAUAUCGAUGUCCUGGUGAACAACGCGGGUCUGGUCAAGGGCGUGGAUAAGGCGCCAGACAUCAAAGCCGAGGAUAUGGAGGUCAUGUUCGCCACGAAUGUCACCGGCCUGAUCAACAUGACUCAGGCCGUCCUGCCCAUCAUGAAGGCGAAAAAGGGAGAUAAUGGAGAAGACGUCGGCGGUAGAGGGGACGUCAUCAUGAUCGGCUCCAUCGCAGGCAGGGAAGGUUACCCUGGCGGAAGUAUCUACUGUGCGACCAAGGCCGCCGUGAGGACGUUCACAGACGCGCUGAGGAGGGAGUUGAUUGCCACUCGGAUACGAGUCAUCGAGGUGGAUCCAGGCCAGGUCGAGACUGAAUUCUCCGUCGUCCGCUUCUACGGUGACAAGUCCAAAGCCGACGCAGUCUACAAGGGCGUGGAGCCCCUUACACCCGACGACAUCGCAGAGAUUGUUGUGUUUGCCGCCGGAAGGAGGGAAAAUGUCGUGCUCGCGGACUCGUUGAUCUUCCCGAACCAUCAGGUCAGGCUCUACUCCCCCAACACGUUCAAGAUAUACUAA
Messenger RNA from Fonsecaea multimorphosa CBS 102226, 1005 nucleotides. RefSeq lists its product as uncharacterized. The transcript is spliced from 2 exons. The record is from RefSeq and is a predicted model, not a curated record. Gene Ontology annotation, cellular component: cytosol. Bases 1 to 1005 code for a protein of 334 amino acids. Gene Ontology annotation, molecular function: oxidoreductase activity. NCBI's taxonomy places the organism in Eukaryota, Fungi, Ascomycota, Eurotiomycetes, Chaetothyriales, Herpotrichiellaceae.